Clonostachys rhizophaga is the source of this 1178-nucleotide messenger RNA. Lineage: Eukaryota; Fungi; Ascomycota; Sordariomycetes; Hypocreales; Bionectriaceae. The record is from the annotation of a GenBank genome assembly.
AUGCUCAUCGACGACGGACGGCUGACAUGGGUGGACAAUAGCAUUACCGGACUUGCCAUUGCGGCACAGCUCUCUCGCAACCACGACAUCACCGUGGUCGCCAAGAAUCUCCCAGGGGAUGACCCGACGACUGAAUGGGCAAGCCCGUGGGCGGGCGCUAAUUUCGUGGCAGGAUACUGUUCUUCACCUUGCGACAGGAAAAGGCAGCGUGAUACCUUUAGCGAGUUGUGGAGAUUGGCCAGCAGGUGUCCGGAGUCUAGCGUCAAGAAGAUUACGAUGGAGGAGUUCUUCAACGGAGAGCGGACGGAGGACGACUUGUGGUUCAGGGAGUUUGUGCCCGAUGUAUGCGAUGCAGAAAACCUAAGAAGAGGUGUGAUUAGUGCUGAUCUGGAUAGUUCCGCUUCCUCGCAAACGAUGAGCUUCCAGAAGGGACCGAUGGGGGAUACUCCUGUGUGUCUGGACCUGUCAAUAUUCAGUGCGUCAACUGACCGUUUCCAGAUACGACAGUCGUUCUCAACCCGAACAUCUUCCUCCCUUGGAUGAGACGCAACCUUGAGAACUCAGGGGUCAACUUCAAGAGGCUCGAUCUCAGCUCGCUCUCGGAUGCGCGGCAUCUCGGGCACGACGUUCUUGUAAAUGCGACUGGAUUGGGGCCCAGGGAUCUGGCGGAUGUUCAGGACAAGGACAUGCUGUUCCUCAAGGGACAGAUCAUGCUAGUGAAGAGUGACUACAAGAAAACCAUGAUGCGCGACGAUGGGGAGACUUACACAUAUGUCAUCCCGCGAUUGGACGGGACGGUGAUUUUGGGCGGCAUUCGAGAUCCGGAUAUCAGGUACGGUGAAAGCUGGACCUGAUCCUUGGCUGGACUGACAGCAGCGGUGCAAACAGCAAUACGAAGGUCGAUCUUGAGGUUGACAAGGAUGUGAGUCGAGCUGUCGCUCGCGGCGGCGGCGGGUGCUGACCUGUCGUAGAUUGCGAGAAGGGUGAACAAAACCCUGCCGGAGCACUUCUCUGCCGACCCAGCAGACUACGACAUUGUCGGGCACAAUGUGGGCAUUCGGCCUUACAGAUCGACGGGAAUGCGCAUCGAGAAGGAGGUCAAGGAAGGCCAGAACAUUGUGCAUGCUUACGGUAGGGCACCCGUGCGUAUCGUAUGGGAAGAGGCUGGACCCUGCUGA